AUGCUCGCCUCAGCUGCAAGUAGGUCCUUCUCGAGGAGGGCAAUGGUGAGUUCAGUAGGGGAGCGAGCUAGAAAGGAGUCCCUGACUAUUGCGGCGGCUGCUGCUGCCGUAGAUGCGGCGGCGGCCGCUGCUGUAGAUGCAGCGGCGGCUGCUGCAGAAGGCGCGGCGGCUGCUGCUGCUGGAGAUGCAGCGGCGGCUGCUGCUGCUGUAGAUGCAGUGGCGGCUGCUGCAGAAGAUGCGGCGGCUGCUGCUGCUGUAGCUGCAGCGGCGGCUGUUGCAGUAGAUGUGGCGGCUGCAGCUGCUGUAGAUGCAGCGGCGGCCGCGGCAGGAGAGGCGGCGGCGGCUGCUGCAGCAGUUGCGACGGCCGCGACUGCAGUCUCUGCCGCGGCUGUUGCUGAAGGCCCGACCGCGGCGACGAAGGCGCGGGGGGGCUAA
This is a messenger RNA of Closterium sp. Yama58-4, 435 nucleotides long. Lineage: Eukaryota; Viridiplantae; Streptophyta; Zygnematophyceae; Desmidiales; Closteriaceae. The record is from the annotation of a GenBank genome assembly.